UUUAAUGUUUUACUCUUUUAAAUGAUAUAAAAAUUAAAAAUUGCACAACCGACGAGAGCCUGCAAAAGUUGUUAGUGGAAGAAAACAUGAUGGAUAUUUUGCAACUAAUUCGCUACAGAGGAGUGCCUUCAAGAGAAUCGUUACAAUCUGUAGAUAAAAUUUUAAGACCAAUCGUUAUGUAUGAUUUCUCAAGAUAUUUACCCAUGUUAGAUCAGCUUGCUGCUGGAUUGAGUUCCUUUGGGGUGAUGGAUGCUUUGAGGGAAAAUAGACUGAUAAUGGAAGCAUUAUUUGUUGCAAAACAUUCCAAAUACUAUAUGCCUACUACUGAUCAAUUCUUAGAUGGAAUUUAUGCAGUAUUUAGUGAAGAUGGCAGCAAUCGCAAAGAUAAAGAAGUUGAUGUCCACAAAUUUUUCUGUGAUUUCGUGCAGGAUACUGAUGGUUUGGAAGAACAAGAAACCAAUGGUUUAAUCACACUAGGUGAAUUACACAAGUUCAUUACAGGAUGUGAGAAGAUACCACCUUUAGGACUGCCAAAGCGUAUAUCAGUCAAAUUUAAGCAUGGUUGUAUGGAGAGGUGUAAGUGUAGGCCGACUGCCUCAACAUGUGAUCUCAGCAUUACCCUACCAGUCCACAAUUAUGAAAGCUACAUCCAAUUUAAAGAGUCAAUAGAUUCAGCACUUAUUGAAGCUUCAUUUCAACAAUUUUAUCAUUACUUACUGGAACAAGACAGUCCAUGCCUCCUGAACGUUCAGGCAAAUAAAAUAAAAUAUCAGGAACUCCUGGAAUAGUUUCGUGGCGUGAUGGUCUUAUAUAAUCAAACUUCACUAGUCUCCUUUUCAAAGUACGGACAGAGAUAGAAAUACCAUGAUAUAUAUCAAG
This is a messenger RNA of Dendronephthya gigantea, 879 nucleotides long. RefSeq lists its product as uncharacterized. The transcript has 5 exons. The record is from RefSeq and is a predicted model, not a curated record. NCBI's taxonomy places the organism in Eukaryota, Metazoa, Cnidaria, Anthozoa, Malacalcyonacea, Nephtheidae. Bases 87 to 788 code for a protein of 233 amino acids. Gene Ontology annotation, molecular function: ubiquitin-protein transferase activity.